AUGGCGUCUCAGGGAAGCAUGAACAAUCUUACAACUCUCAUCAAGCGACUCGAAGCUGCCACGUCCCGCCUUGAAGAUAUUGCUACAUCAGCCGAUGGCUCCAGCGCCUUGACCAACGGCGCAGCCGGUGCCUCGCAGACUGCUGCUGCAGCAGUGCCUCUCCCUGAAGCUCCUUCGGCACCUGCACCACCCCAAGAACCUCUUCCCCGAUCGAUAGAAGAGUUUGACAAAUUGAUUGAAGAUGAUGUGACUGCCUUUGUGACCGCAAGUGGGAAAAUCGGAGGUUUGGUAGAAGAGCAGGCAAAAGCCGUUCGGUCGGCGUUUGAGGCAGAGCGAACGUACUUGCUAGUAACGACAAAGGCAAAGAAGCCAGAUACAGAUCCUCCCGAACUCAUGACUGAACUGCACCGAUGGACGUCCAACGUCGAUGAAAUUCGAAUGGCCAACCGUGCCUCCCCACUGUUCACCCACCUUUCCGCGGUCGCGGAGGGUAUCCUGGCCCUGGCGUGGAUUGUGGAAAAGCGUCCUGCCGAUUUUGUGGGUGAAACGUUAGGUGGUGCUCAAUACUACGGGAACAAGAUACUUAAGGAGUACAAAGACAAGGACAAAUCACACGUUGAAUAUAUCCAGGCAUAUUAUAAGGUCUUCCGCUCCCUGGUCACCUACGUCAAAGAGCACUUCGCAACCGGGUUGACCUGGAACCAAAAGAACGGAAUAGACUGCUUAGAAGCGCUGCAGCAGGUACAGUGCGGCGGGACUGCAACCCCCAAAGCCUCCGCUCAGCAGUCAUCUGGAGGUCCACCACCGCCUCCCCCACCUCCACUGCCCACGUUCGACGACAGCGGCGCACCGGCACCACCGCCGCCUCCCCCCGGAGCUGCUCCGGCAGCCAAAAGCGGUGGUGGCGACAUGGGAGCCGUCUUUGACCAAAUAAAUUCUGGCGCUUCCGUGACUUCCCACCUCAAGAAAGUCGACAAAUCUCAGAUGACACACAAAAAUCCUGCUCUCCGUGCUUCGGCCCCUGUGCCCGAACGCACCUCGUCCCAGUCGUCGUCUACAACGUCGCGAGGCAAGAGCCCACUUCCCAACAAGAAGCCCGAUUCGAUGCGGUCCAAGAAGCCUGGCAAGAAAGAGCUAGAUGGCAGCAAGUGGAUUAUUGAAAACUUCGAUAACACCGGUAAUGAUAUCAUCCAGGUAAAGGCGGAGCUAAACCACAGUAUCCUAAUCAGCAGAUGCAACAAGGCUGUUAUCAAGGUAGACGGCAAGGCCAACGCCAUCUCAAUCGACAACUGCACUGGCCUCUCCAUCGUUGUCGACUCUCUCGUAUCCUCGCUGGAUGUGAUCAAGUCCCCGAAAUUCGCUGUUCAGGUCGAUGGCUUCCUGCCUACGAUCCUGCUCGAUCAAGUGGACGGAGCACAAGUAUAUCUCAGCACAGCAAGCUUAGGCACCGAGAUUUUCAGCAGCAAGUGUAGCAACAUUAACAUUGUUGUGCCCCCCACCGAUGAGGAGGGCGGUGAUGAGGGUGACAGCAAGGAGUUCGCUGUCCCGGAGCAGAUCAGGACUGUUGUAACGAAGAAUGGAAAGGGGCUUCAGAGCGAGAUUGUUGAGCAUGCGGGUUAG
Messenger RNA from Cyphellophora europaea CBS 101466, 1620 nucleotides. RefSeq lists its product as uncharacterized. NCBI's taxonomy places the organism in Eukaryota, Fungi, Ascomycota, Eurotiomycetes, Chaetothyriales, Cyphellophoraceae. The record is from RefSeq and is a predicted model, not a curated record. Gene Ontology annotation, molecular function: adenylate cyclase binding; actin binding. The transcript has 4 exons. Gene Ontology annotation, biological process: cytoskeleton organization; regulation of adenylate cyclase activity. Gene Ontology annotation, cellular component: cytoplasm. The coding region runs from base 1 to 1620 and encodes 539 amino acids.